AUGCGGAAGCGCAGAGUGAUCUUCAAAACCUCCGCCAUGUCGCAGUCUCAGCAACAGUCCGCGCGCCAGCACGCACAAGCUCCUGACCCCACCCAACCAUCGCCGUCCGACCGUCUGGAGGAGCUGCUGUCCGACUCGUCUUCGCGUUUGCAGGAAAUCACCGACGACGACGAGUUUGAAGACAUGGAGGAGGAUUCUCCCAAGGGCGAGGUUGUGCCGGACCUCGUUGACCUCUCCGUAGAGCCAAAAGUCCCCGCUUUGUACUCUGCCUUGCCGCCGUUGGUCGACGGGCUGAAGACGAAAUCCUCAGAAGACCAACGGGAAACCGUGGAGAAGAUCUUGCCUUACCAUACCGGGAACCCCUACAGCCGCAAGCUCAACUCGCACGGCAUCCCGCAUUUGCUCCGUCAAGAGCAUCUCGACUAUGCUAUUGAUGGAUUGUCUGAUUAUCCGGCACCUUUUGUCGCGAUGGAUGCCAGUCGUCCGUGGAUCCCGUACUGGAGUCUCUUCGCAAUUGCCAUUUUGGGAGGAGAUACAUCCGAGUUUCGUGAAGGUGCUGUUCAGAUGUACCGGCCACUGCAGAGCGCAACUGGUGGCUUCGGCGGAGGCCAUGGCCAAUCGCCCCAUGUCAUAGGAUCAUAUGCCAGUGUCCUCGCUCUCGUCAUUGUGGGCGGAGAGGAGGCUUACGACCUGAUAGAUCGCAAGGCCAUGUGGCACUUCCUUGGACGCAUGAAACAAAAUGACGGUGGCUUUACCGUCGCCGAUGGGGGCGAGGAAGAUGUGCGCGGCGCGUACUGCGCUAUGGUCAUCAUAUCCCUGCUCAAGCUCCCGCUCGACCUGCCUCAGGACGCACCUGCCCGUGCUGCCGGCCUCAUGUCCUUCACUGACCGGUUGCCUGAGUGGAUAUCAAGUUGCCAAACCUUUGAAGGCGGCAUUGGCGGUGCCCCAACCAAUGAGGCCCAUGGCGCCUACGCUUUCUGCGCACUGGCUUGCCUCUGCAUACUGGGUGCGCCAUUUGACAUGCUCAACCGACACCUUGACCUGCCAGCGUUGAUUCAUUGGCUAUCGUCGCGGCAGCAGGCGCCCGAGGGUGGCUUCGCCGGGCGCGCCAACAAGCUGGUCGAUGGUUGCUACAACCACUGGGUCGGCGGAUGUUGGGCGCUGGUGGAGGCGGCGCUACAAGUUCCAGGAACGACGGACAGGAGCGUCACCAAAGGCCUAUGGAGCAGAGAAGGCAUGGUGCGUUACAUCCUAUGCGCGUGCCAGGGAAAGAAUGGUGGCUUGAGGGACAAACCUGGAAAGUGGACUACCUCCAAAGCCCAGCAAACCCCCAACGUGCAAAUCUAUCUCGUGAAGAUAACUUGCUACAACCUCUCCGGCCUCAGCGCUGGUCAGUACCGCUACACAUACGUCCCCCCUGAGACGGCCAACGCCUCCUCUAGCAACGGCGGAAGCAGCUUUUCGCCACCGCUCAAUGCUGGCUUCUACUGGGCGGCUGAGGACGCGCCGGAGGACAGUGACCGUGUCUGGGACGAGGAGGACCGUGUUGGCAAGAUCAACCCCGUGUACGUGCUCCCGGAAGGCGUAGCCGAGACGGCGAGAAGGUACUUUGAGGAGAAGGUUGGGUUCUGA
Messenger RNA from Lasiodiplodia theobromae, 1632 nucleotides. RefSeq names its product Farnesyltransferase beta subunit Ram1. Gene Ontology annotation, cellular component: protein farnesyltransferase complex. The record is from RefSeq and is a predicted model, not a curated record. NCBI's taxonomy places the organism in Eukaryota, Fungi, Ascomycota, Dothideomycetes, Botryosphaeriales, Botryosphaeriaceae. Gene Ontology annotation, molecular function: protein farnesyltransferase activity. Gene Ontology annotation, biological process: protein farnesylation. Bases 1 to 1632 code for a protein of 543 amino acids. The transcript has 7 exons.